GGAUGAUGUUGAGGUGAGCGCAGUUUGCAACCAGUUUGUCGGAGCUCCUCCUCAAUCGUCGGAUAGGGUAUGAACAUCACAUUUGCUCAAUGAGAGCAAGGGAACACAAAAGACGGAACCGAAUUUCGACCUGGUGUGUUACGGUUGCCGUUCUAUUUACCGCUAUAUAAGAGGCUAAUAUGAAGACAUCGUUUGGCAAGCCAGACCCUGGAAAGCUUCAGGAAUACUCCCAUGUUGUUUGAAGCCCACGGCAGUACCAUGCGUUGUGUCUGGUAACAAAAACCAGCUCACCCUCUUUCCAGCCAACCAUUGAGAGUAUAGAAACACACACAGCACAGCGCAUCACAUCACAGUGAUGGGUUUGGACCAACCCUGCUUGGAUAUGGUGGUGCAAAGGCCCUUUCUGGAUGCAACUUGUAAGAGGCACCGUCACCAGAACCUGCUUAGAAAGCUGAGGCCCAUACGAAUCCUGGGUUUUGUGUUCAGCCUGGUAGCCAUAAGUGCUAUCUCCUUUUCCUUCAGCGCCUUGACAUGGAGCUCAGGGACCCACUCGGAGCUGCUCCUGCCUCAAGAGGCCCUCCUUCAGUCUGGUCCUGCUCCCCACAGGACUCUACUUUCCACUCAGCACCAGAGGGAUCCCAAUGUCUCAGCCAACAUGCCCGUGGCCAUGAGGUCUUCGGCAGACGGCAACGAGAGCCAGGGGGACUACCCCACGGACCUGUUCACUCUGGAAGAGAGGCGCCAGGGUGCUGUGGUGCUCCACAUGUUUGGGAUGCUGUACAUGUUCAUCUCUUUAGCCAUUGUGUGUGAUGAAUUCUUCGUGCCCGCUCUGACAGUCAUCACAGAGAAGCUGGCCAUCUCUGAUGACGUGGCGGGGGCCACCUUCAUGGCGGCAGGAGGGUCAGCUCCCGAGCUUUUCACUUCUGUCAUCGGCGUAUUCAUCUCCCACAGCAAUGUGGGUAUCGGAACCAUUGUGGGCUCAGCUGUCUUCAACAUUCUCUUCGUCAUUGGAAUGUGUGCCAUCUUCUCCAGGGAGAUCCUCAAUCUGACCUGGUGGCCCCUCUUCCGUGACGUCUCCUUCUACAUCAUAGGCCUGAUCAUGCUCAUAUGUUUCUUCCUGGAUAACUACAUCUCCUACUGGGAAAGUAUUGCUCUGCUCUCAGCCUAUGCCACCUAUGUGAUCUUUAUGAAGUUCAACAGCAAUGUUGAGGGCUUUGUGAAAGGCUGCAUGAACAAGAAUCAAGUGGUGGAGGUGGAGGUUCAGCCGAAGGCUGUGAGUCCCGGGGCACCAGAGGAUGAGAGCAAGCUGUCGGCUAGGCCACGGCUCCAGAGAGGUGGCAGCUCAGCCUCCCUGCACAACAGCCUGAUGAGAAACAGCAUCUUUCAGCUUAUGAUCCACACACUGGACCCACUCAGUGAAGAAUUUGCUGAUUCUGGGAAAUUCAGAGAGAAGGCAUCCAUCCUUCACAAGAUUGCCAAAAAGAAAUGCCAAGUAGAGGACAGCGAGAAAGCCAAUGGAGUAGCCAGCCGGUCAGAUAAGAAUCUUCCAAACAGCUCAAAUGUCGAGGUGGAAGUCACACCACCAAUGAAUGGCACUGCUGGACAAGAAGGGGAAGCUGCGGCUGAGGAUGAGGAGGAUGAGGACCAGCCUCUGAGCCUGUCCUGGCCAGACACCAUGCGCAAGCGUUUCACCUACCUCUUAAUCAUGCCCAUCAUCUUCCCUCUGUGGCUAACACUGCCCGAUGUCAGGAAACCAACUGCAAAGAAGUUCUUUCCCAUCUCAUUUCUGGGCUCUAUAUGUUGGAUUGCUGGAUUCUCCUACUUAAUGGUGUGGUGGGCUCACCAGGUUGGAGAGACCAUUGGGAUUACAGAAGAGAUCAUGGGCUUGACUAUAUUAGCAGCUGGUACCUCCAUUCCUGACCUAAUCACCAGUGUCAUUGUUGCACGGAAGGGGCUGGGAGACAUGGCUGUGUCCAGCUCUGUGGGCUCCAACAUCUUUGACAUCACUGUUGGCCUGCCGUUCCCAUGGCUCCUCUGGUCCAUCAUCAACAACAUGCAGCCUGUGGCGGUGAGUUCUAACGGGCUGUUCUGCGCCAUUGUGCUGCUGUUCCUCAUGCUCAUCUUUGUCAUUAUCUCAAUUGCUGCCUGCAAGUGGCGGAUGAGCAAGCUGCUGGGCUUCAUCAUGUUCGUGCUCUACUUAGUGUUCCUGGUGGUCAGCGUUAUGCUGGAAGACAAAAUCAUCGCCUGCCCUAUAUCCAUUUGAAAAUCCUCUCCCUCCACUCCUGCCAGAAAGCAUUCACCCCUAACACAAGAUUCAAGAAGCAUGGGGAUGGGAUGGAGGAAAGACUCCUACAAGAAUGAGGCCGCAAGAUAUGGCUCAGCGGAUUCAUUGGUCGGAAGUAGAUAAAAAAAAAAAAAAAUUUUAAUUGUGCGUGUAGAUGGCUGGGGGUUUACA
Molecule: messenger RNA, 2455 nt
Organism: Oncorhynchus nerka (sockeye salmon)
Lineage: Eukaryota; Metazoa; Chordata; Actinopteri; Salmoniformes; Salmonidae
Product: sodium/potassium/calcium exchanger 2-like
Exons: 11
Coding region: 356-2263 (635 amino acids)
Biological process (GO): calcium ion transmembrane transport; intracellular calcium ion homeostasis
Cellular component (GO): plasma membrane
Molecular function (GO): calcium, potassium:sodium antiporter activity; calcium channel activity
Source: RefSeq, a predicted model, not a curated record